Molecule: messenger RNA, 1623 nt
Organism: Sinocyclocheilus anshuiensis
Lineage: Eukaryota; Metazoa; Chordata; Actinopteri; Cypriniformes; Cyprinidae
Exons: 4
Source: RefSeq, a predicted model, not a curated record
AAAAAUGGGCAGAGCCAUGCGAUGCAUUUCUGUCCCGUGAGACGUUUCAGAGAGCACACAGGACCCAUCAGAACAGCAGGCUCAAUGGCAUGGAACUCUAUAGUGAAACAAAGACUACAGCUCCAAGUCACAAACCAGAGAGGGGUCCCACCUCUUAAAACAUUUCCAGUACAUCAACAUGGAUCAUCUUCUCUAAACACUGGUGCAUAUAGCAACAGCAUGCUUCAGGGGAGGUCGCUUAGAGGCUCAAGAAACCUCUCUGAAAAAAACGCCAGGAAAUCAUUCACAGCCAAAAAAGCUCUGCUCAUAGCAUGUGGAGUGCGAUGUGUCCUGUCACCACGACCCUCCAACUGCUCCACAUCAUCACCCCAUAAAGACGAGAACGACAGAGCUCAUUCCACCUCUGCAAGAGAACAGAAAUCCAGUAGAGACUGUGUUGAAACAAAGAGUGAACUGAAAGUAUGGGAUCCAUACACUGUGAUUAAAAGAACAGGGGAGAGAGAAAGAGCGAGGAGCAGUAUACACAGACAGAGAGUCCCGCUGGAUUCAAGCCACCGGCCUUCCACUGUCCCACUGGAGAAUCAGACGGGACGCCGAGCACUAAGCACACCAGAAACUCCCAUGUGUAAGAUUCUCUGGAGAAGAAAAGAUGACCAAAAUGUCCUUCAAGAUAGACCUCAACAUUUUACUGAAGAUCAGAAUCUCAGUCUAACCCAAUUACUACAUCUCUACCUGCCUUCAUCAUAUCAGCCGCAGGAGCAGAGAGAAGAUACAGCACCAGGACAGGAAAAUAGCAGCUCAGAGGUAUAUGAGAGGCAAGACGUCACAGAGGAACUCAGAGAGCAUGACAUCCCCAUGGAGAGCCAAAAACAAGACAUCACCGUCAAUAAAACAGCAGAUGAAGGACAAAAUGAUUCCACAGAUGGCAUGCGAUAUGAUAAUACAGAUACCUGGGAGAAUGACACUCCUGAGGAAACUUUUGAGAAUGACAUGAUUGACGAAAAACGUCCACAAGAAGUCACAGAUGACAACAGACAACACGAAAUCAUAGAAAAUCAAUGUGACAUUGACAGAUCGUUUAAUAUUGUAGAGGACAAGCAAGAAUAUGACAUUACAGAGAAGACUGAAGGCGAAUAUAGGAGAACCAAAUCGAAUAGAAGUUCAUACAAAGCUUCUGAUGCCAAACUCAUAAUCAAAACACGUUACCCGGCCACAGCUACAGCGCUAAUGUUCCCAUAUACCCUGAUGGACAGAAAUCCCUCUCCCACUCUCAGCGUACUGCCAUCGUUUUAUGGACCUUCAUUUGGCUAUCGCAUCAGAACCACAUCUGAGCCCUGCCGAUCCAAAACAAGGGCCAGAAAAGCCUGUGAUGACAACAGAUCUACAGAGCCCAUGAAUGACAUGCGACAUACCAUAGAAAUAAAAGGAAAUCCCUGCUUAUUGAAAACAAGGGCUGGAAUGCCAGUCAGCCCCCACCCCAAAAUAAUGAGCCCUGAGAGGGGGUCCCAGCCUCGUAAAAUCAAAACCACCAAGACGUUUUUGUGGGGACCAGAGGGGCCCCUAGAGACUAAGACAGUGUGUGAGCUACACAGUCCUGUGAACAGGUGGAGAAGCGUGGAUUAA